Messenger RNA from Propithecus coquereli (Coquerel's sifaka), 452 nucleotides. RefSeq names its product anaphase promoting complex subunit 13 (gene ANAPC13). Gene Ontology annotation, cellular component: anaphase-promoting complex. NCBI's taxonomy places the organism in Eukaryota, Metazoa, Chordata, Mammalia, Primates, Indriidae. Gene Ontology annotation, biological process: protein K11-linked ubiquitination. The coding region runs from base 116 to 340 and encodes 74 amino acids. The transcript is spliced from 3 exons. The record is from RefSeq and is a predicted model, not a curated record.
CAUCCGGGAUCUGAGAGUGGAGCGUGCGGGUCACGUGAUGCCAAGGGCGCGGUCGGAGGAAGCGGGUGCUCCGGUGGGCCGGGCGCGGAUCUGACAAAAGCAAAGCUGCAGGAAAAUGGACAGUGAGGUACAGAGAGAUGGAAGGAUCUUGGAUUUGAUUGACGAUGCUUGGCGAGAAGACAAGCUGCCUUAUGAAGACGUUGCUAUACCACUGAAUGAGCUUCCUGAACCUGAACAAGACAACGGUGGCACCACAGAAUCUGUCAAAGAGCAAGAAAUGAAGUGGACAGACUUAGCCUUACAGUACCUCCAUGAGAAUGUUCCCCCCAUUGGAAACUGACACGUGGCUCCUUCCUUAUGAUGCAUUUUUAUAAAAUACACAGAUACAAAAUGUUUUCUUUUAGUCCCCUAAUUCAAAUCUUUUGAGUAGUAAAUCAGUACUCAAAAAUGUA